Condylura cristata (star-nosed mole) is the source of this 3527-nucleotide messenger RNA. It is a transcript of the gene FAM219A, whose product is annotated as family with sequence similarity 219, member A. The transcript is spliced from 6 exons. NCBI's taxonomy places the organism in Eukaryota, Metazoa, Chordata, Mammalia, Eulipotyphla, Talpidae. Bases 361 to 915 code for a protein of 184 amino acids. The record is from RefSeq and is a predicted model, not a curated record.
GAAUAAUGCAGAUUCAGGCGGUGUCCCGGACCCGGAAGUGGAGUUGCCGAGUCACCGCAGUGGCUGAGCUGCUGACAGGAGGCGGCGGCGGCUGAGGAGGAGGCGAGGCGAGACCUGCGGCUCCGCCGGGUCACAGCCGCGGCAGCGCCAAGCAAACCCACGGAGUCACGCCGGCCUCAGCCAGCCAACGAGCCUCUCUCCCGGCGUCUGCCCCUCAAUCUGCCCCGUGGUCUGCCCGCUCGACUCGUCCCGGGCGGCCUAGUCAGCACCACCCACCUGGCUCCUGGGGCCGCCGCCCCGCGCGGUCCUGUUGGUGUCCCUGGCAGCGCCCGGCCCCCGGCUCGCUCGCCCGCCGGCACCAUGAUGGAGGAGAUCGACCGGUUCCAGGUGCCCACCGCGCACUCCGAGAUGCAGCCGCUGGAUCCAGCCGCCGCCUCCAUCUCAGACGGAGACUGUGACGCCCGGGAGGGUGAGUCAGUAGCCAUGAAUUACAAACCAUCCCCGCUCCAAGUGAAGCUGGAGAAGCAGCGGGAGCUGGCCCGGAAGGGCUCCCUGAAGAAUGGCAGCAUGGGUAGCCCUGUCAACCAGCAACCCAAGAAGAACAAUGUCAUGGCCCGGACAAGGCUGGUCGUCCCUAACAAAGGCUACUCCUCGCUUGACCAGAGCCCAGACGAGAAGCCACUGGUAGCCCUUGACACGGACAGCGAUGAUGACUUUGACAUGUCCAGAUAUUCUUCCUCUGGCUACUCCUCUGCUGAGAUCAACCAAGAUUUGAACAUCCAGCUGCUGAAGGAUGGCUACCGGUUAGAUGAGAUCCCUGACGAUGAGGACCUGGACCUCAUCCCCCCAAAGUCUGUGAACCCCACCUGCAUGUGCUGCCAGGCCACAUCCUCCACCGCCUGCCACAUUCAGUAGCAGGUGGGGCCACAGCGGCCGCCCGGGGCAGGGCCACCGUGGGCCAGGUUGGACCGGGCAGGGGCCGACCCCUCCCCAGCUCAUCUGCCUGCCCCCGGCCCCUAAGCCCCCUAAAGUCGCCAACCUUGUAACAGUCAUUGCUUCCUCCUAUGGUAGGACGUGUACCUCUGUGUGUUCAUGGAGCCGGAGAAACCAAAACCGGGUCUCUCUCCACCUCGGGGGCUGAGGCAGGGUGGGGGUUGUUUGUUCAGUUACUUGGGGGACCUCACCCAUCACCCUGCCCCCCUCCCCCAAAGCUGCAGUCCAGUGUGGGGGGAGGACUGGACAGCAGGGAUGUCAACAAUAAUGAGUGCGGGGAGGGAUUGCAAAGCCAGGGGCUUGGCCCCACUCCAGCGAAGCCAUGAAUCCCUCAGCCCCAGCCUGACUAGGAGAGUGGCUCAGAGGGAGAAUGGCCCAGGGCAGUGGGGCCAGGGCCUAGCACCUCAGAGCUCCAGCCACACACCCCCUGCCAGUCCAUGCCUAUGUGUGUUUUUCCCCUCAGCUCCAGAUGGGCAGCCUGGCAAAACUGCCCAGCUGGAUGUUGCCCCCCACCCACCCAUUGGGGAUCACUGCCUCCUCCCUCUUCCUCCGCUUUGCUCCGUUAAUCCUUCUCUUGUUUUCAGGGGUGGAAAAGACUGGCCUCAAAGACUGGCCAGAAUUUGGGGUAGUAUAGUCAGUCUGUCCUCACCACCUGAACCAAUGCAGUUAUCUUCCUGCUGCCAUCCCCUCCCUACCUGCUUCUGUUCAUUGGUCUCUGUCCCAGGCUGGAAGUAGGAGGUAAGGCUGACCUCAAAUGCCCCAUUCUCAUCUUACUCUGGCCCAAGUCCUGGAGGCCACUUCCUAGUAAGAAUCUUCAUGGAAGCAAGCUUAGGAAAGGACAGUGGCUGCGUGCUGUGUGGCAGGGAGAGCUGGGCAGGUGUGCAUGCCUGAGGCUGUCAUGGUGUGUGUCUGUGUCUUUGCAUUGGGCUGUCUCUCCAGAUGUCUGUUCCUGUCAUAGGCAUGAUCACAAUGGAGAAAUGACUGUGUGGUCUGUUAACUUAGAGGCAGCGUACUCGUGCGAUGGACUAAGGGCCCAGUCAGAAGGCUGGGUUCUGGCUGGAGCUCUGAAAGUCUUGCUGGAGCCUUCAGCAAGCUACUUACCUUCUAGCUUUAGUUCCCUCAGCUGUCAAAUGAGCAGCAGCUGAAGUGGUUUUUAAGGUCCUUUAUACAUGAAAGAAUUUAUUCAUAGGUGUUUCUGUGGAGAUGUUUAGGAAAUUUCUGUGUGCCUUUGAGUACAACUAGGAGUGUCCGGAUCUGCAUGCCCGUGUGGGGAGAGCAACAAGUUCCGGUGGGAUGCGGGGAUGUGUGUUGCACACAAAUCUAUUUGGGAAUAUGUGUGUGCAUGUGUUAUGGAGGAUAUCUAGUGUGUGUGUAGCUGUUUGAGGAGUCUGUGAGUGAGAAUAUACAUCCUUCUGCUGUGUUGCUGGGUGAGGGAUGGGAUGUCAGGAAAGCGAAAGAUAAAAAGAGACAUGAUGUGACCAAGGCCCUCCCCUGGGACUGGGGGAUGUAGACCUGCCUCCAAGUAAAGCAAAAAGAAAACACAGAUAGCAUAAGCCUACUCAGGCCUGAGCCUCACAGAUUCUGUAUGCCCGUGCCAAGGUAUGCACGCCUCCAUGCUGAUACCCCACACCUGCUAGUCUGUCCAUUCUCACAUAUACCAUUCACAUGCUGCAGGCAUGUAAAGGACACCCUCACAGUACACUCUUAGGAUGCCAGUGCUGGAAGAGGGGUGCUUUAAGGAGGGAAGUAGUGGCAAGAGCACGACAUCCGGGGGCUGCCAAUACCCAACCCAGCUCCUCCAACCCACCCCCUCCUCUGCUAGUGGAAGAGCCCUGGUUAGAUGGUAAUUAAUUGCCAAAGGGAGACAGACAAGGCACUUGCAAUGCCCACAAGACCCAUUCUGAGCCCAUUUCUCCCACUCUGGCCAGCAUUUUUCGCCUCCACAGCCAAGUCUCCCACUACCAUCACUACCCCAGGCUCCUUGGCUCACUUUUAGGAACAUGGGUGUCUCCUCUUUUCUAGGCGGGGCCUCGCCUAGGGCUCAUUUUGACUGCUGCCUUUGCUGCUGACUUGCUAUGUGACUCUGACCCACUGCUCAACCUCUCUGGCCCUAGGGAACCAGAGAAAAGUUCCCUCCCCACAGGACAUACCUAGUGCCCUCGCAAGUAAGGGCUUCAGACUGUGGCAGUAUACAGGUGGUAGAGAGAGGUAGACCUAGCACCUUCUGGGUCUAAGGAGAGUGUGUGGUCCCUUCUUCCCUAUCUGGGAGGUUGGAGGAGAGGAAUCGAGGCCUUAGCUUCCCCCCUGCCAACCUUCCCCCUUGUAGAUACUGCCUUAACACUCCCUCGACCCUCAGCUCUGGCUGCCACCCAGCCAGGUUUCUCCGUGCUCACUAAUUUAUUUCCAGGAAGAUGUGUGGAAGACAUGAGCCGUGUAUAAUAUUUUUUUUAACAUUUCCAUUGCAGUAUUGACCAUCAUCCUUGGUUGUGUAUCGUGUAAUACAAAUAAUGAUAUUAAAAGCAUCAAACAAGCCA